UGUAUGUAUUUGCAAAGGCGUGAAGUCAGCGCCUUUCAUGCUCAGGGGAGCACUGCAGAGGCAGAGCAUGCAGUAGCAGCAAAAACUUGAUCCAGUCUAUAUCUGUAUCUGGGUGGACAAAUUCUUGGUACCACGAAUGAGUACUAGGCGAAUACAUGAUACCAGCCUUGCUAAUCUAGCCCCGCUAAAGUGAAAUGAAUUGUGACGAUUACAGUGCAUAGGAAAACAUCGGUGUGAAGCGCAUCGGAGGGGGCCGCUCCCCCCGCCACCAAGUAUGGGGAAACCUCCCUAUCGUCUUCUACCACUUUAAAAAAGAGGCAGAGGGCUUGAAUACAACCAGAUCCUAUAGACUUGCCUAAGAGUAAGAUCAAGAAAACGAACUAGCAGUUAUUUCGUCAUAUCGUCAUAGGCUGAGAACACUUGAUCUAGCAGAGACGAGACACCACCAUCACUUUAUAGGAAGGUUCAAAGUUCCAGAAAUUGCGAACUACUUGAAGUAACGUUAUGUUUCAAAGUCAAUCGUCUUCCCCGCCCAAGCAUCGGUCAGGCGUUGGGCACAUCACCAUGCCUGGCACAUACCUUCUACUUGCUGCUGUGCUGAUCUCUGUCCACGGAGCUGACCUGUCCAGAGACCAUGGAGACGGGCAAGGGAAGGUCGUCCUCAGCAAAACACGCGUACUCGAGGAGGAGACACUAUCUGCCUUCUGCCAUAUACCGGCACUAUCUCAGCCCAUAGGAAGUACAAGCGGUAGCGGCAGCAGCUGGGCCGCGCAGCAUGAUUACGACAGAAAUGUUUUCUACCUCUUUUUCGGAGUGGUUGUCAGAGGCGAGAAGACGCUGAAAAUAGCCCAACCUAAACCCGUCUACCAACUACGCGCUCCGCGUCUGUCCGACUCAAGCGACUGUCGCGUGCAGCCCUGUGAUCAGUAUUCCAUCAGUUGCCAAGCAUUCGUCCCGCUCAAGAACGGUGACACGAACGUCUAUGACGGCUUGAAAGCCUGGUUCACUGUAGCGAACAGCACCUCUGCGGGGACACACAGUACAGGCGGCGAACAAAUCCAGAAAAUCUCUGUUCUUGUGGGCACACCCGUGGACCUGGGAUUCUGCAACACGGACAGCGGCACGUCGUCCGGAAGUUCAACUCUGCCGAGAGGAUGGUCAUUUUCCCGGGACAUGACGGGUCGCUGUGUUACCGGUACAGGUGAUGCACUGGCCACCCGAGGCAGCUUAGCGCAAGGUGGAGAGAUGGGACCGCUGGUUAUCGCCUACGCAGAAGAAUAUCAUAGUGGAGUGUACGAAUGUGUCGGGCAACAGCAGCGACCAGAUCGACGUAUACAUCUUCAAGUGAAACCUGCCGUUGAAGUGAGUCGCUCCACGGUGAACGGUGGAGAUGAAAUAACUGCUUCCUGUAACACAGCCAGUGACGCUAGCACAGAAGGUACCCGCACCACCACCACAGCAUACCAGUGGUCUGUACAGCAAUCAGUAUCGCACAUGAGCAGCAGCGACAGCAGCGGCACUGUGGCGGGGCAGAGCUGGAAAAUGCUGCCGGAGCCUCUGGAGCAGAAACGAUUCAUCACGCUGACGGCAGGGAGAAACACGACGUGCCGUGGGUCAUUCACGAUACGUGUCAACUGCUACAGCCGCUCGUGGACUGUUAAUCCAACACACGGUGAUGGCCAGGUAGCCGAGGGCCACCAUGGACACAAAGACAUAACAGUACGGUGUGCCAACAGUGCUGUUGCGGCUACAUCUACUGCAGCCGCCUUACAAACAAAGCCAAUCCUUCCGAAAGCGGGAAACUACACAGCUGUUCUCUGGAAGCCUUUCAAGCUAUGCUGCUGCAUAUCACCAAGUGGCGAACUCGGAACAUGGUUUGUAAAUGGAAAGCAGCCAACAGAAGGGACAAACCGGUACAAGUACGGCGAGUUCAGCUUCUUCCCUGAAGAGCAGCACAGCAACACAAUUCUUCACGUAAAGUGCGUUGCUGGACGCUAUUCUACAACAGCAUUGGUCCGUGUGCUUCCCGCAGCACCCAGCUCGAUCCCAAGCAGAGUUCCAGUAGUCACUGCCGCCAGAACAGACGGAGGAGCAGACAGCAAACUCCAUCUAUUUACCUGCGGGGCGACUCAAUCCGCACAUACGGAGCAGUUUCUCGUUGGAUGCGAUCGUACCAAUACCCAGGAGGGACGGCCGACACGGGAGCAUGUAUGGUCAGCGCCUGACAAUAGUAGCGGUGAUGUCUGGAAAACAUUGAAUGUGCACACUGCCCUGAUAACUGAUGCUAUGACCGAUGAAAGUGACACGGUCAAUAUCACAAUGAUCACAGGACAGGAAAGACAGUGCCUUGCUCUGAAACCAGGCCGCCUGCUUCAAGGAACCCGAAAGAAGAGAGAUUUGUUUACCAUCAUGGUCAGCUUCGUGCACCCGUGGUGUUCGGAGAUGCCGGAUGUCAUGGAUAUCGAGCGGAAGUUCAUGAGAGUGAGAAAGAACCACCGCAACACUCGCUUCGCCGGCAAAACGUCCCCACGCUCCUGCCUUCAGAUGCAGGUCAGUGGUCACCGUCAGGUCUGGUAUUGGACCACGUCCGUCACUUCUGAUAAGUCGGAGUGCGAUCUACGGCACAUGAUAGUGUCAAUAAUCUCUGGCAUUCCAUGCAGCCCUACAGUGCUGGCCGUGCACAUAGUCAAGAUGUCAUGAAGAAAAUACCGGUGCAAUCGCGAUCAUUAUCGACACUCUUGCUUGGCAAGGUCCAGACUUGCAUCAAGGAUCCCUGCAGCUUGCUCAACUGCAGUGGAUUGAAACGGUCUACAGCCGGACCGCACGCUCUCAGACAAUUGCCAUGAUAUGCGUCCAUGCAAUUUAGGAGUGCUUGAUGUAACAUCUAAAACAAUUCUGGUCAGAUAUUGGCCCGCCUUUUGAUGAUUUGGAACGUCACAGUAUAUUUCAUGAUGUUGCGCAGGUAACACGGUUACUGAUUUUGAAGUAUAUGAAGUAUUUAUACAACCAAUCCCAGCUGAUAGAACCUUUAGACAGCCUUCUAAAUAAAUAAUGUCUGCUGGUCAGAAAUACCCCCCCCCCCCACACACACACACCCCUGAUCACGCUUUCGCACCGAUUGAUUUAUCACAGCGUGCACAUUGCACUUGAUUUACUGCAAUGAAAAACACUGAAUAAAAAACACUGAUCGAAAUUCUCGACUACUAUCAAUAUUCAUUGAUAGCCACCACUGUGUGUACUGCACCUGUUGCAAAUACUGAAUCAUGAUUUGCCUCGAUAGCUCGGGUCAAGUUUCCCGAGCCCUUGACCGUGUUAUUGCCUGACCGCGGUGUUCUUGACUGAUUGAGAUUCCACCGGCUUGUUAUCUCCUGUGGAGAGCUGUCAUCAUUAUAUUAUUGCAUAUGAUGUACUACAAUUGUAGAGUAAAAUAAUGAAAACAGUGCUGCAUGAGCUGACUCAAGAGCAUUCUGAAAAAGCAGAUUUGCAUCAUUCCGAGCCUCACAUUUGACUGUCCUGUCACCGAUUCUACCUUCAGCUUGCCUAUCAUUAUUAUACCCAUACCCACUAAAGUGCUCGACUAGCACAUAUACUUGAGCCGUUGCGGCAUAACCGUCCUUAUUAGCACAUGGACUACCAUAGUCCAUGGACAUGUACCUGUGUUAAAAUAUUCUUUUGUUUGCCGCACUAUUUCGAAUUCUUUCAGCAAAAAAACUAUGCUGGUCACUGAUUAUGUGCUUAUUAUGGCUCCAACCAAACCUCGUGGAUGACAGUGUUCCUACAGUGUUUGGUGAGGCAUAGUGUAUUAUUAUCAUUGUGGUCAUGUUCCAU
Molecule: messenger RNA, 3828 nt
Organism: Sycon ciliatum
Lineage: Eukaryota; Metazoa; Porifera; Calcarea; Leucosolenida; Sycettidae
Exons: 5
Coding region: 505-2700 (731 amino acids)
Source: RefSeq, a predicted model, not a curated record